UUCCCAGGUUCUUUCUUAGGAAACAUGUCCUGGGCCAUUAAGCUCUUUGUCCAGCCAGCAGCUCUCUAGGAUCAGCCACACUCCACUCCCCAGCCCCCUCUCCACCCUGUCAACAGCCUUGGCUGAGGCAGCCCUUUCAGGAGAGCUGGGCUUGGUGGGUGCACAGCAUUCUCGCUGCCGGAUGUUAAUCUUCCAAAGAAAGUCAAACAUUAGCCCAGGAAACAGCUUAUGCCUUAUAUAAGGCACCCCAGGGGAGACACAAACAGCUUGUUAGAGCCGAGCUGUCCUACCACAGCAACUGCCGGACCCUAGGACGGUGCACGGGCCACCACUGCAUCUACCUCCAACCCAACUGGAUCCAGCUCCAGCCACCAGUUUUGGUUCAUCUUGCCUGGUGCCAUGACCGUCUCCGAGAUUCUGGACCGUGUUGGAAGCAUGGGCCCUUUCCAGUACCUGCAUGUGACCUUGCUGGCCCUCCCAGUCCUUGGAAUAGCCAACCACAACUUGCUACAGAUCUUCACAGCCACCACCCCUGCCCACCACUGUCGCCCACCCCCCAACGCCUCUCUAGAGCCCUGGGUACUUCCCUUGGGCCCAAACGGGAAGCCUGAGAAGUGUCUCCGCUUUGUGCAUCAGCCAAACGCCAGCCUUCCCAAUGACACCCAGGGGGCCACCGAGCCAUGCUUGGAUGGCUGGAUCUACAACAGCACCAGAGACACCAUUGUGAUAGAGUGGGACUUGGUAUGCAGCUCCAACAAACUGAAGGAGAUGGCCCAGUCAAUCUUCAUGGCAGGCAUACUGGUUGGAGGACCUGUGUUUGGAGAACUGUCAGACAGGUUUGGCCGCAAGCCCAUCCUGACCUGGAGCUAUCUCAUGCUGGCAGCCAGUGGCUCCGGUGCUGCCUUCAGCCCCAGCCUCCCUGUCUAUAUGAUCUUCCGAUUCCUGUGUGGCUGCAGCAUCUCGGGCAUUUCUCUGAGCACCGUUAUCUUGAAUGUGGAAUGGGUACCCACCUCGAUGCGGGCCAUCUCAUCAACAACUAUUGGGUACUGCUACACCAUUGGUCAGUUCAUUCUACCCGGCCUGGCCUAUGCCAUUCCUCAGUGGCGCUGGCUACAGUUAACCACGUCUGUUCCCUUCUUCAUCUUCUCCUUGUUGACCUGGUGGGUACCAGAGUCCAUACGCUGGCUGGUUCUAUCUGGAAAAUUCUCAAAGGCCCUGAAGACACUCCAACGGGUGGCUACCUUCAAUGGCAAGAAAGAGGAAGGGAAAAAGCUCACCGUGGAGGAGCUGAAGUUCAACUUGCAGAAGGACAUCACCUCAGCCAAAGUCAAAUAUGGCUUAUCUGACUUGUUCCGGGUGUCCAUCCUGCGCCGUGUGACCUUCUGUCUCUCUCUGGCCUGGUUUUCUACUGGUUUUGCCUACUACAGUUUGGCUAUGGGAGUAGAAGAAUUUGGAGUCAACAUCUACAUACUGCAGAUCAUCUUUGGUGGAGUUGACAUUCCAGCCAAGUUCAUCACAAUCCUCUCCAUAAGUUAUCUGGGCCGGCGCAUCACUCAGGGCUUCCUCCUGCUCCUGGCAGGAGGGGCUAUCUUGGCCCUCAUCUUUGUGUCUUCAGAAAUGCAGCUCCUGAGGACAGCACUGGCUGUAUUUGGGAAGGGAUGCCUGUCUGGCUCCUUCAGCUGCCUCUUCCUCUACACGAGUGAACUCUACCCUACAGUCCUCAGGCAAACAGGUAUGGGUGUCAGUAACGUGUGGGCUCGAGUGGGAAGUAUGACAGCCCCACUGGUGAAAAUCACGGGUGAACUGCAGCCCUUCAUCCCUAAUGUCAUCUUUGGGACCAUGGCCCUACUGGGAGGCAGCGCUGCCUUCUUCCUGCUUGAGACCCUCAACCGGCCCUUACCAGAGACUAUCGAGGACAUACAAGACUGGCACCAACAAACCAAGAAAACAAAGCAGGAGCCAGAGGCAGAAAAGGCGUCCCAGACAAUCCCGCUGAAGACUGGUGGAUAGGACGCCAGCUAAAAACAACACAAUCCUCUUUCCUGCCUUCCAGAGACUGAUCCCAAGCAGGACCCUUCCAGGGCUCCUCAGGCACCUUGGGGGUUGGGGAGAGCCCUAGGUGGGCCCAUGCUCUUGGAACAAAAACUUUUGAGAGUUCAGUAAAGGUGUUCUACCCUCACCACCUCCACCAUAGCCCACAACCCAGACCUGGCCUGUUCACAGCUCUAGCCACACUCAUCCCUGCACUCAUCCUCUUGCAACCCAGGCCUUGCCAUUCUUCUAUCUACCCUCUCUGUAUUGGCCAUUUCCCCCAUUGUCCCUUGAGAUGCCCUAACAGUUCUAAUGGUUUCCUCUCACCGUCCCCAAACUCUCUCCUUGGUAGGAAAUUUCAAUAAACUACAAUGAAGAACCCA
This is a messenger RNA of Mastomys coucha (southern multimammate mouse), 2414 nucleotides long. RefSeq names its product solute carrier family 22 member 8 (gene Slc22a8). Gene Ontology annotation, cellular component: membrane. The record is from RefSeq and is a predicted model, not a curated record. Gene Ontology annotation, molecular function: transmembrane transporter activity. Lineage: Eukaryota; Metazoa; Chordata; Mammalia; Rodentia; Muridae. Bases 400 to 2010 code for a protein of 536 amino acids. The transcript is spliced from 11 exons. Gene Ontology annotation, biological process: transmembrane transport.